AUGCUCGCGAAAUUUCUGCCUGCACCGUCGCGCUCGUCCGCCGCUGUCAGGCGGCUGGGGAGAGGCUGGCCCGGAGAGCCGAUCGCACUCCACGGGGGAGGCCCCGUCCUCGUCGGCUUCCUGCAUGAUGUCACGCUCAUCUCGCCUCCUCCCCCACUUUAUAAAUCCCCGUCCAUUUGUCCGUCCGACCCCGUCCUCCCUUCGUCUUCUGCUGCUGCUGUUGCUCCUCCCUCACCUCCAACUCGUCACUUCCUCCUCCCCCGACGCUCCGCCUUCCUCUUCCUCCCCCACAAUCCCAGGCCAACUCAAUCCACAAUGGCCGUUCUCUUCUACAUGCAGGGCGUGCCCAUCGGCUACAUGGCCAUCGCCCUCGCCGUCCUCGCGUCCAUGGGUGGUUUCAUCUUUGGGCACAUCGACCGUGUCCGUCAGCCGCGCGCCUUCAUGUCUCCAUCAUUCCGCUUCGGAGCUGCAUUUCCGCGCACUCGCUCGCCGCUCCAACGGCUAACGCCUCACCUCCCAUGCCCAGACUCCCUCAGCGUAGCGUCGGAUCCCCGACCAGCCGUCCUACCUCCACCAGCCUCUCACCCCUAUGACACAGGCCAAAUCUCCGACAUUCUCAUCAUGCCAAACUUCCUCGAGCGUUUCGGCACGCCUGGCCCACAAGGCUACUCGUUCGGUAUCGUGCGCGAGGGCCUGAUCGUCGCCCUGCUCAGCAUCGGCACGCUCGUCGGGUCCCUCCUUGGAGCGCCAACCGCUGACUUUCUCGGGCGUCGCUAUGCGAUGUCGGCAGAGUGCCUCGUGUUCUCCAUCGGAGUCAUCGUCCAGAUCACGUCGACAUACUCGUGGCAGCAGUUUGCCGUCGGGCGGCUCAUUUCUGGACUGGGUGUCGGAUCUCUCAGUGCAGCGGUACCCAUGUACCAGGCAGAGACUGCACCUAGUCAGAUUCGCGGUACGUUGACAGCGACCUACCAGUUGUUCAUCACAUUCGGUAUCCUCGUCGCCUACUGUAUUUCCAUCGGGGCGCGCGACAUCUCCGGCGCCGGCUCAUGGCGCACGGUGGUCGGCAUCUCGUUCGUGUGGCCGGCAAUCCUCGGCUUUGGAAUCCUCUUCAUGCCAGAGUCGCCUCGCUGGCUCACGCGUCAGGGCAGGUAUGACGAGGCGCGGCGAUCCCUCGCGCGUGCACGCGGUAUCUCCGUCGCUGAGGCACAGGAACACUUCGUCAUUCAGCGCGAGAUGGAGGAAAUGCGCGAGGCGGUAGAAUUCGAGAAGGGCGUGGAGGCAGGCUGGUUAGACUGCUUCACGCUGGAGAGGAAGCAGCUGUACAGAACGUGUCUGAUUUCGACGCUGCAGAUGUUCCAGCAGCUGACGGGUGCCAACUACUUUUUCUACUAUGGCGCGACGGUCUUCCAAUCUGUCGGUAUCAGCGACUCGUACGUCACGCAGAUUAUCCUCGGCGCGGUCAACUUUGGUUGCACGUUCGGCGGCCUCUACGUAAUGGAGAGGUUUGGCCGGCGUUUACCUCUUAUCAUCGGCGGCAUCUGGCAAUCUUGCUGGCUGUUCGUGUUUGCCGCCGCCGGUACCGCGAAGGAUCCAUCCACCAACGAGGGCAUCGGCAAGCUGAUGAUAGUCUCCGCGUGUCUGUUCAUCCUCGGGUACGCAAUGACCUGGGCGCCGGGCGUGUGGAUCCUCGUCGGCGAGACGUUCCCCACGCGCACGCGCGCGAAGCAGGCCGCGAUCUCGACGGCGAGCAACUGGCUGUGGAACUUCCUCAUCGCGUUCUUCACGCCAUUCAUCACCAAGGCGAUCGCCUUCCGGUACGGGUUCGUCUUUGCGGCGUGCAACCUGACGGGCGCGAUCAUCGUGUACUUCUUCCUGUACGAGUCGUCGGACCUCUCGCUGGAGAGCGUCGACAUGAUGUACAGCGACCCCACGUGCAAGCCGUGGACGUCGCGGACGUGGGCGCCCGCGGGGUUUAACUCGCGCGCGGACCUCAUCGAGCAGAGCCGCGCGGCGGAGGCGCACAAGCCGCUCGCGACAGCGACCGAGGAGCGGCUCGAGAAAGCAAGCGACAAUUUACCCGCGAAGGUCUGA
This is a messenger RNA of Fibroporia radiculosa, 2091 nucleotides long. RefSeq lists its product as uncharacterized. Gene Ontology annotation, cellular component: membrane. The record is from RefSeq and is a predicted model, not a curated record. NCBI's taxonomy places the organism in Eukaryota, Fungi, Basidiomycota, Agaricomycetes, Polyporales, Fibroporiaceae. Bases 1 to 2091 code for a protein of 696 amino acids. Gene Ontology annotation, molecular function: carbohydrate:proton symporter activity. The transcript has 11 exons. Gene Ontology annotation, biological process: carbohydrate transport; transmembrane transport.